GCAAACACUGUCCUCUCCAGGGCUGCAACUCAGCUUGAACCAGUUUUUGGCUGCAGGGAGCAGGUUGGUGGUGGUGUUUGAGAUGCCCAGGGUACCCCGGCUGAUGCUUCCGUGCAGAAGUGAGUGCCUGCAGAGCACAUGGGAGAAAGCCUACCAGGAUCACAGGAAAAAGGUCCGGGAUGCCCAGCCACUCGUGGAUACCCGUGCCCCAUGGUCUCUCAGCCACUUUCACUUGAACCUCAAGAAGCUCAAGCUGGAGGAGGAGCGGCUCUCUGUCAUAGACAGGAACAACCGCCUGCUGCUGCAGAAGCUGUCCUGCAUCAUGAGGACCAGGGGACAAACUGACAGCAGAAACAACUACACAUGCAGGAGUCUAAACAGGGGGAAAGGAGAACAGGAACUUCUCAGAGUUCAAAGGAAAAGCAAUGUGCCACAAAGAGAAAACAAGAGAAUUCUGGGAAGGAUCACAAACUCAGAGCCAUUUUAUCAAGCUCGAUGGUGGCAGGAAGGCUGGGCAAGGACUGAGAAGUGCCAGCGUGCCCUUGCACAGUAUCCUUGGAGUUGGCAGACAAGCCAGGGGAAAAGGAGAAGCUCUCAGAAACUCAGUUCUUCUCGCCGACACAGUAAAGAAUUACAGAUCAGCAAGUCUAUCAGCAUGCAAGCAGGGUUUGCAGGUGAUAUGUUCUCAUGGAAGAGAAUGAGCCUUGCUGAGGUGGGGAAGAAAGGCAAGAGCAAGGGUGGCAAGGGCAGCUGUGGCAAGAGCAAGAGAAAGCAAGGUCCUUUGUUCUGAGUACUUAUGUAGUCGGCAGGAUGCGGGGGUGGGGGGUUGGGGGGUAGAAAUUACACAUUGAUUGACGGGUAAAGGUGGUGCCAGCUUUGCAGAGAGGCAUGAAUACCCAAAAGGUGUUAAUGGGCUUCUUCCUUUGGGCACUGUGGGCCCUUUCUGGCCUUUCCAGCCUUGGGAUGAAAGCACAGUUUCAAAUGUUUUCUCUCCCAGCUAGUGGAGGCAAUACAGAGAAUUUCAAGGACUGCCAUCCUCCCAUGUUAGCAUGGGGUUUUUCUGUGACGUUGGAACACCUGACAAUAUCCUGGGACCAGGCUCAGGAUGGCUGAGUCAGUGGGUCAGACAUGUCUCCCUCCUCGCUGCCUGGGUUUGCUGUCUAUCUACCUAACAAUAUAAUAUUUCUGUAAUUUAUAUUCUAAGAAGUAAAACUGUUAAAUUAAAAGGUAAGCACAUUUAAUUUUCUGAUACUGCAAAACUGCUCUCUCAAAAGGUCUAGCAAUCUGCCCCUCCACUUGCAGGGACAACAAAUUGUCUGCAUCCUCACGCUGUUGCCAACACCAGGUGUUACACACAUUUUAGGGUCUUGUCCCAUCUGAUUUCCUCUUCUGUGGAUUGAUCGUCUGUUCACACCCUUGGAUCACUCUCCUGCUGGAUGUGUCUUAGUUAUCAGUAUGUAGUAACUGUUUGCCACUAAUGGCUUUUUCUAUUACCAAUGUCAAAAAUGUUUUCCCCACAUUUUUACUUAUGAUUUCACCUAUAUUAAGUAGUCAAAUCUGUCACUAUUUUUGUUUAUGGCAUCUGUUUUUUGUGCCAUACACAGAAAGGGCUCUUUCAAACUAAGAGUGGAAAACACCCUCUUAAUGCUUUUACAGUUUUCUUAGAUUAACUGUAAAUCUUUAAUUAAUACCGAAUUAAAUAAAUAGAAUUUUUAUACAUCAUGUCAGAGAUCAAAGU
Phyllostomus discolor (pale spear-nosed bat) is the source of this 1738-nucleotide messenger RNA. RefSeq names its product CFAP97 domain containing 2 (gene CFAP97D2). Bases 83 to 790 code for a protein of 235 amino acids. The transcript has 5 exons. Lineage: Eukaryota; Metazoa; Chordata; Mammalia; Chiroptera; Phyllostomidae. The record is from RefSeq and is a predicted model, not a curated record.